Messenger RNA from Cimex lectularius (bed bug), 1435 nucleotides. It is a transcript of the gene Dhod, whose product is annotated as dihydroorotate dehydrogenase (quinone), mitochondrial. Gene Ontology annotation, biological process: pyrimidine ribonucleotide biosynthetic process; 'de novo' pyrimidine nucleobase biosynthetic process. Gene Ontology annotation, cellular component: mitochondrial inner membrane; cytoplasm. Lineage: Eukaryota; Metazoa; Arthropoda; Insecta; Hemiptera; Cimicidae. The transcript has 7 exons. The coding region runs from base 120 to 1286 and encodes 388 amino acids. The record is from RefSeq and is a predicted model, not a curated record. Gene Ontology annotation, molecular function: dihydroorotate dehydrogenase activity.
UUAUCAGUAGGGAAGUUAAGUAGUGGUUAUAUUUCUUAUCUAUAAUACAACCAUGCUUGAAUUUGUAUGACCAAGGGCUACUUUGUUUUUACAAAAAAAAAGCAAAAAAAUUGAUCAACAUGACAAAACCGCCUUUGUACAAAUUAAAAUCCACGCUGAGAGUUUGCAGCGGUGCGUUUGCUGUUUUUUCCGCGUACUGUUUGUACAAGGAGGAUGAGAAAUUCUACGAUGGCUUUGUCAUGCCUCUGGCGCACACUUUCAGCCCGGAAACUUCGCACAGGCUUGCUGUUGCUGUCAAUAAAUACCGGCUCCUGCCUAAAUCGCAGUACAGCGAUCCUUCUUGCCUGAAAACAAAAGUAUGGGAUUUGAGCUUUUCGAACCCGAUUGGUAUGGCUGCUGGUUUUGACAAGGACGGUGAAGCGAUCAAGGGACUUCACGAACUUGGAUUUGGCUUCGUUGAAAUCGGUUCAGUUACCCCUGAGCCACAACCUGGCAAUGAAAAACCCAGGGUUUUCAGGCUAAAAGAGAAUAGUGCUAUUAUAAACAGGUAUGGUUUCAACAGCGAGGGCCAUACAAAAGUGUAUGAAAGAAUUAAAGAAUUGAGGGAAAAUAAUUUUCAAGGCAUUGUCGGUGUCAACCUCGGAAAAAAUAAAUAUUCAAAAGACCCAAUUGGGGAUUAUGUCAAAGGAAUAAAAACAUUUGGCCCUGUCGCCGAUUAUCUUGUUAUUAACAUUUCGAGCCCAAACACACCAGGGUUGAGGGAUUGGCAGAAUAAAGAACAACUGAAAGAGCUUCUUAUCGAGUUAGUAAGGACAAGAGAUUCAUUGGAAGAUCGCAAGCCGCCUCUUCUCGUCAAACUUGCCCCGGAUCUUUCCCAAUCUCAAAGAGCUGACAUCGCCAAACUCGUCACCGACAAAAAGUGUCGAAUCGACGGACUUGUCAUUUCUAACACGAGCGUCGAAAGGGGAAAUCUCACUGGCAAACAUGUCAAUGAAGAAGGCGGCCUCAGUGGUAAACCGCUUUCAGAUACAUCAACCCAAAUGAUAUCAGAAAUGUACAACUUGACUAAAGGGCAAAUACCAAUAAUUGGAGUAGGUGGAGUAUUUUCUGGAGAAGACGCUUAUAAGAAAAUCAAAGCUGGGGCUAGCCUUGUACAAAUGUAUACAGCUUUUGUAUAUCAUGGUCCUCCAAGAGUGUCACGCAUUAAAAAUGAAUUAUAUCAAAUACUUAAGUCAUCUGAAUAUGAAAAUGUAACAGAAGCGGUGGGAAAAGAAAACAAACUAUGAUCUAUCUUGGAUGUUCUAAUUGCAUUAUUUUUCCAACACAAAAUAUUUUUUAAAUGAACCUCAUUUUGUGUAAAUGUGUAUAUAUAAUGUUAACUGUAAUAAAUUAUUUUUCUUACAAUAAAAAGAUAUGUGCCUAUUAAGCGACUCUA